This is a messenger RNA of Dipodomys spectabilis (banner-tailed kangaroo rat), 1966 nucleotides long. RefSeq names its product melanoma antigen preferentially expressed in tumors-like. Lineage: Eukaryota; Metazoa; Chordata; Mammalia; Rodentia; Heteromyidae. Gene Ontology annotation, cellular component: cytoplasm. Bases 305 to 1756 code for a protein of 483 amino acids. Gene Ontology annotation, biological process: negative regulation of DNA-templated transcription; negative regulation of apoptotic process; positive regulation of cell population proliferation. The transcript is spliced from 5 exons. The record is from RefSeq and is a predicted model, not a curated record.
AAAUGGCUAGGGGCUGGGUCUGGAAUUUGGCUGCCUGGAUACCUGAGUUCCAAGUUCUGCUUGGUCCUUUGUCAAGUCAGUGAGGUUAUCUCCUUGGGUCCCCCUUUUCAGUCUUUUCCUCUGACAGGAUCUCUACAAAGGAUCCCUGAGCUGACGACUUUGGCACCCACUGUUCCUGUGAAGAACUGAGUGUAGCCAGUGUCUCAACUUCCAAAAGACAAGGAGCUUAUAAAGAAGGCUGUGUUGUGUCAUGUGCCAUUCUCACUGAUAAUGUCCUUGGCUAAUACAGGGCAGAUUCAUCAGGAUGAGCAUGUACUACCACCUACCAACUCUUCUGGAGCUGGCUGCACAGAGCCUAGUGGAAAAUGAGACCUUGGCCAUCGCUGCUUUGGAGGAGCUGCCCGUGGACAUCUUCCCACCUCUGUUCAUGGUCGCCUAUGCUGAGAGAUGCAGAGAGAUCCUGAAGGCAAUGGUGCAGGCCUGGCCCUUUGCCUGCCUUCCUCUAGGGGCCCUGAUGAGGAAACAGCAGCCUCACCAGGAAAACUUCCAAGCUGUGCUCAACGGACUUGAUGAGCUGCUGGCUCAGGAGGUUCGCCCCAGGCGGUGGAAAUUACAAAUGCUGGAUUUACGCCUGAAAACACAUCAGAACUACUGGACCAUAUGGUCUGGAACCAGGACUGGUCUGUGCUCAUUGAAGGAGAGAGAGGAUGUUCAGCUGAUGAAGACAAAGGCAAAUGUGGAUGGUUCCAGGAUGAGGGCCAAACAGCCUUUGGGUCGCAUAGAGGUACUUGUAGACUUGCAUCUAAAGAACGGCAUGUAUGACCAAUUGCUCACCUCUCUCAUUAGGAAGGUCAAGCAGAAGAAAGGUUUACUAUACCUACAUUGUAAGAAACUGAGCAUUUUACCAAUUCCCUUCCAAAAUAUUAAGAGGAUCAUGAAAGUGGUGCAGCUGGAUUCACUCCAGGAAUUGGAAGUGCGUGGAUCCUGGAAAUUGUCCACCCUGGGGAUGUUUGCUCCUUACCUGGGCCAGAUGAGUAAUCUGCACAGACUCCUCUUCUCCCACAACCACACUUAUCCCUACACGUCCCUGGAGGAAAAGAAAAUGUAUGUCAACCAGUUCCGCUCACAAUUACUCAAUCUGCCUCACCUCCAGGAGCUGUGUUUUGAUUCUGUGUCUUUUGUGGCAGGCUGCCUGAACCACAUUCUCAGGUACUUGAGGUGCCACCUGAAGAUCCUCUCUGUCACCAACUGCCUGCUUUUGGAGUCAGAUUUGAUACAUCUCUCCCAGUGUCCCCAAAUCAGUGAGCUAAAGAACCUUAAUCUAACCAGGGUUAACAUGACCAGCAUACGUGCUGAGUCCCUCCAAGCUCUGUUAGAAAGAGUUUCUGCCACCCUCCAGCAUCUUAGCUUAAGUGAGUGUGGAAUUACAGAUCCUCAGCUCACUGCCAUUCUACCUGUCCUGAGUCACUGCUCCCAGCUCAUGACCUUUGACUUCUGUGGGAACCCAAUCUCCAUGGCCAUGCUAAAGAACCUCCACCAGAACCCUAGGCUGAGCAAGCUAUGCCACAUGAUAUAUCCUGCCCCACUGGAGAGUUAUGAAGAUGUCCCAGGUACCCUUCAACUGGGGAGACUCGCUCAACUGCACAACACGCUGAAAUGGAUGUUGCAUGAGUUAGGGAGGCCGAAUAUGGAUGGCUUUGGUCCCAACCCCUGCUGUCAUUGUGGUCUCAGUACCUUCUGUGAGCUGAGCCCCUAAGUCCUGCCUGCUUAGCUUUGUUCAGGCAAAUGGGCACUGAAGCUCAGAAUGUGUUUCUAGAAAAAAAGCAUAGAGGUCACAGUUGUUGAGAUCUUUGGGGAGACAUAUUAUAUAGAAUGAUAACUUGAAUCUGAAUUUCUAGAGGGGGUAGAGUUACAUGUAGGAGAUGUCCCUACAUGGAUGGUUGUAAUGAAAUGGCUAGAAAUAAAA